UAACUCCAUAUAAUUCAUAAUAUAAAUCUCCACCCGUUUUCAGACAGAUCCUUUCUGCUCUGCUAGGAUUGGUGGACUGCAACGUGAGAACUAGCUAUUAGCCAAUCCUAGCGCAGGGCACGUGGUAGUUACUAGCCAAUCACAGCGUUAGCGGCGGAUUGGGCCUUUUGGCGUUACAUAUUGAAGAACACGUAUGGUUUAGAGCAGGUAUGUCAUGGCGGACUGUGGUGUGAGUGUUACAAGGCGGGUGGACGCGCUGUCCGCAGCGCGCGGGAGGGCUGGAGGCGGCGGGGAGAGGGGAGCCUCGGCCCGGCGGGGCAGUAUGAGCAGAGCGGAGUACUGCCGGGAGCUGCAGGAGUGGAUGUGGCAGUACUACUGCGGGUACUGUAGCUGGCAGAGCUGGGCGGCCGUGUCUGCGCUGUCUCUCCCCGCGUGUUUCCCCGCAGCAGCCGGUGCUCCAGCACCGCCCACGUGGGGGGCAGAUUUACCCGCCGGGGUCGCAGCCUUGCCCGGCCAGCUGUCCGCUGUUACCCACGCUGGAAGCGCCGGAUACAGGGGAGGAGGAGGGGGCAGCACCACGCCUGUUCAGCCCGUCCAGCACCACCAACAGCAGCAGCAGAAUGGGAAUGCCCCACAGCCAGGUCGAGAAUAUUUCAUUCCUUCUCCUCUACAGCGGUUCCUGGCUGAGAUGGUGGAUUUCUUUAUUCUGUUCUUUAUAAAAGCGACCAUCGUCCUCAGCAUCAUACACCUGAGUGGGAUGAGGGAUCUGUCAAGAUUUGCCAUGCACUUCAUUGUGGAAGAAAUAGAUGAAGACACGUCAAUGGAGGAUCUGCAGAAAAUGAUGCUGGUGGCUCUGGUGUAUCGGAUAUUGGUUUGCUUCUAUGAGGUUGUAUGUAUUUGGGGAGCUGGUGGUGCCACUCCAGGAAAGUUUCUGCUUGACCUAAAAGUGGUUACCUGUGACACCUCGGUCUUAGUGCAACCCAAUCGGGUCCGUGUGGUUCCGGCAACAGACGUCAGUCUGUCUGCGUCGACUGUACGGGCCUUGAACAAGAACUUCUCCAUCGUGUUUUUCUUCCCAGCAUUCAUCACGCUGCUCUUUUUCCAGCACAACAGAACUGUGUAUGAUAUUGUGGCGGGCACAAUUGUGGUGAAGAGAAACCGGCCUAGAUGAUCUCUGGUUAUCUCUCGCUAGAGAGCAUGGAUGCAAAUGGUGGACCUUCUUAGAAAAAAAGGCCAGAGAGAGAGAGAGAACUUGUCCGAUCUGAUCUGAUCUGAGCUGUUCCAAGAUGUUGUUGGAACCCCACACGCCUCCUCCGAUACAUGUGAAGUCAGCCACCGCCUCUUUUCCAACUGCUACUGAUACAGAAUUGCCGAGUAGCAUCACAGUGCGCUCAGAGGAAAGCGCAGCGACUCGGUUCCGAUACAUCAGCUCUCGGACGCAGCCUUGUGCUAAUCGACAUCACCCUCGUAGUGAUGAGGGGAAAGAGAGCGCCAUCUACUGUACCCACCCAGAGAGAGGAAGACUGAUUGUGCUCUCUCAGGGCUCCGCCAGCUGAUGGCAAGCUGCAUGACCAGGAUUCUGGACCACUCAGAGCCCCAUGAUUGCUGUUUUUAAAGUGUGGUUGUUUUUUGCCAUCUUUCUCACAUGCAUACAUGAGUAUUAAGACUGGAUUAGGUACAUUCUAAGCAAAUUCUAACUGAACCUAAUUGUACUGGGGGAAUUCUGCCCCAUGCCUUUGUAUUAUCAGACGAUUCUUUUUUUUAUUUUUUAUUUGCCUAAAUGUUCUGUACAAAACAAGCAUCAUUGCAUGCCUUCCUUUAGUUCUAAUAAAUUAUGACUAUUUUGUCUA
Molecule: messenger RNA, 1850 nt
Organism: Astyanax mexicanus (Mexican tetra)
Lineage: Eukaryota; Metazoa; Chordata; Actinopteri; Characiformes; Acestrorhamphidae
Gene: fam8a1b
Product: family with sequence similarity 8 member A1b
Exons: 5
Coding region: 215-1171 (318 amino acids)
Source: RefSeq, a predicted model, not a curated record